GGGAAACGGAAGAUGGCGGCGGCGGCCGGGCACGGGGUUCCGGGCUCCGCUCGGGCAGAGCCCACCCGCUGACCAACGCCGCCGCCCCCGCCGGGCGGUGCUGUGUCCCCGCAGGAGUCGGAGAGGAUGGCAGGGGCCGGAGGCCAGCACCACCCUCCGGGCGCCGCUGGAGGAGCGGCCGCCGGAGCCGGCGCCGCGGUCACCUCCGCCGCUGCCUCGGCGGGGCCGGGAGAGGAUUCGUCUGACAGCGAAGCGGAGCAAGAGGGACCCCAGAAACUGAUCCGCAAAGUGUCUACCUCGGGGCAGAUCCGGACCAAGACCAGUAUUAAAGAGGGACAGCUAUUGAAGCAAACCAGUUCUUUCCAAAGGUGGAAAAAGCGAUACUUCAAACUUCGAGGCCGCACCCUUUACUAUGCAAAGGACUCAAAGUCUCUGAUAUUUGAUGAAGUUGACCUCUCAGAUGCUAGUGUAGCUGAAGCAAGCACGAAAAAUGCUAACAACAGCUUCACGAUCAUCACUCCAUUCAGAAGGCUAAUGCUGUGUGCUGAGAACAGAAAGGAGAUGGAGGAUUGGAUCAGCUCACUGAAGUCUGUACAGACCAGAGAACCCUACGAGGUGGCCCAGUUUAAUGUGGAACAUUUCUCAGGGAUGCACAACUGGUACGCCUGCUCCCACGCCCGACCCACCUUCUGUAACGUGUGCAGAGAGAGUCUUUCUGGAGUCACCUCCCAUGGCCUGUCCUGCGAAGUGUGUAAAUUCAAGGCUCACAAAAGAUGUGCAGUGAGAGCAACAAAUAACUGUAAAUGGACUACCCUGGCCUCCAUCGGGAAGGACAUUAUAGAAGAUGAAGAUGGCGUCGCGAUGCCUCACCAGUGGCUUGAGGGCAACCUGCCUGUAAGUGCCAAGUGUGCUGUCUGCGACAAAACAUGUGGCAGUGUUCUCCGUCUACAGGAUUGGAAAUGCCUUUGGUGUAAGACAAUGGUACACACUGCCUGCAAAGAUUUAUACCAUCCAAUAUGUCCACUUGGUCAAUGUAAAGUAUCUAUCAUACCUCCAAUUGCACUAAACAGCACCGAUUCCGAUGGUUUCUGUAGAGCAACAUUUUCGUUCUGUGUUAGUCCUCUAUUGGUUUUUGUCAAUUCUAAGAGUGGAGAUAAUCAGGGAGUAAAGUUCCUCCGUCGCUUUAAACAGUUGCUAAAUCCGGCUCAGGUGUUUGAUUUAAUGAAUGGAGGUCCUCAUUUAGGUUUAAGAUUAUUUCAGAAGUUUGACAAUUUCCGGAUUCUUGUUUGUGGAGGCGAUGGAAGUGUAGGUUGGGUUUUGUCAGAAAUCGAUAAGCUCAACUUGAAUAAACAGUGUCAGCUGGGAGUGUUGCCUUUGGGUACAGGAAAUGACCUUGCCCGAGUUCUUGGCUGGGGAGGUUCAUAUGACGAUGACACCCAACUUCCUCAGAUCCUAGAGAAACUGGAACGAGCCAGUACCAAAAUGUUGGACAGGUGGAGUAUAAUGACAUAUGAACUCAAAUUGCCACCAAAAGCUUCCCUACUUCCAGGACCUCCAGAAGCAUCUGAAGAAUUUUAUAUGACGAUUUAUGAAGACUCAGUUGCAACGCAUCUUACAAAAAUCCUCAAUUCUGAUGAACAUGCAGUGGUCAUAUCUUCUGCCAAGACGCUAUGUGAAACUGUAAAGGACUUCGUUGCCAAAGUAGAAAAGACGUAUGACAAAACCUUGGAAAAUGCCGUUGUAGCUGAUGCCGUGGCCAGUAAAUGUUCAGUCCUAAACGAGAAGCUCGAACAACUGCUGCAGGCUUUGCACACAGAUUCCCAGGCUGCGCCUGUUCUCCCUGGCCUCAGCCCUCUCAUUGUGGAAGAAGAUGCUGUGGAAUCGUCCAGUGAAGAGUCCCUGGGUGAAAGCAAAGAGCAGCUUGGGGAUGACGUUACAAAACCUUCCUCCCAGAAAGCCGUCAAACCAAGGGAAAUCAUGUUGCGGGCAAAUAGUUUAAAGAAAGCAGUGAGGCAAGUCAUUGAGGAAGCCGGAAAAGUUAUGGAUGACCCGACAGUUCACCCCUGUGAACCAGCUAAUCAGUCCUCUGAUUAUGACAGCACAGAAACAGAUGAAUCUAAGGAGGAAGCUAAAGAUGAUGGUGCCAAAGAAUCAAUAACUGUUAAAACUGCACCUCGGUCUCCAGAUGCCCGGGCAAGUUAUGGCCAUUCCCAAACUGAUUCUGUCCCUGGUCCAGCUGUGGCAGCCAGCAAAGAAAACCUCCCUGUGCUCAAUACCAGAAUAAUCUGCCCAGGUUUAAGAGCAGGACUGGCUGCCUCAAUUGCUGGGAGUUCGAUUAUCAACAAAAUGUUACUGGCAAACAUUGAUCCUUUUGGUGCCACGCCGUUUAUUGACCCGGAUCUAGAUUCCGUAGAUGGAUAUUCAGAAAAAUGUGUCAUGAACAAUUACUUUGGGAUUGGAUUAGAUGCAAAAAUUUCAUUAGAAUUUAAUAAUAAAAGAGAGGAGCACCCUGAAAAAUGCAGGAGCCGAACUAAAAACUUGAUGUGGUAUGGAGUCCUUGGAACCCGGGAGUUAUUACAGAGAUCGUACAAGAAUUUAGAACAAAGGGUUCAACUUGAGUGUGAUGGGCAGUAUAUUCCUCUUCCCAGCUUGCAAGGCAUAGCCGUGUUGAACAUUCCCAGCUAUGCUGGAGGCACUAACUUUUGGGGUGGAACUAAAGAGGAUGAUAUAUUUGCUGCACCAUCCUUUGAUGACAAGAUCCUGGAAGUUGUAGCAAUAUUUGAUAGCAUGCAAAUGGCAGUUUCAAGGGUCAUUAAACUGCAGCAUCAUCGAAUAGCCCAGUGCCGUACAGUGAAAAUCACUAUAUUUGGUGACGAAGGAGUCCCAGUGCAAGUGGAUGGUGAAGCGUGGGUUCAGCCUCCAGGGAUUAUCAAAAUUGUGCACAAAAACAGAGCACAAAUGCUAACAAGGGACAGAGCCUUUGAGAGCACUCUGAAAUCUUGGGAAGAUAAGCAGAAGUGUGAUUCUGGUAAACCAGUUCUCCGAACCCAUUUGUACAUCCAUCACGCCAUUGACUUGGCAACAGAAGAGGUGUCGCAGAUGCAGCUAUGCUCCCAGGCUGCAGAGGAGCUCAUUACUAGGAUAUGUGACGCAGCCACAAUUCACUGUCUUUUGGAGCAAGAACUGGCCCAUGCUGUGAAUGCCUGCUCCCAUGCCCUGAAUAAAGCCAACCCAAGGUGCCCGGAGAGUCUUACAAGAGACACUGCCACUGAAAUAGCCAUCAAUGUGAAGGCGCUGUAUAAUGAAACAGAAUCUUUGCUAGUUGGCAGGGUUCCUUUGCAGCUGGAAUCGCCACAUGAAGAGCGAGUAUCCAAUGCCUUACACUCUGUGGAGGUGGAAUUACAGAAACUGACAGAGAUUCCUUGGCUUUAUUAUAUCUUACACCCAAAUGAGGAUGAGGAACCUCCUAUGGAUUGCACCAAAAGGAACAACAGAAGCACCGUAUUUCGAAUAGUGCCAAAGUUUAAAAAGGAAAAGGUUCAGAAGCAGAAGACAAGUUCACAGCCUGUUCAGAAAUGGGGCACAGAGGAAGUUGCUGCUUGGCUGGAUCUGCUCAAUUUGGGAGAGUACAAAGAUAUCUUCAUCCGUCAUGACAUCAGAGGGGCUGAACUUUUGCAUCUGGAAAGGCGAGAUCUUAAGGAUCUGGGGAUACCGAAAGUGGGUCAUGUGAAGCGAAUUCUCCAGGGAAUUAAAGAGCUUGGAAGGAGCACUCCACAGUCGGAGGUGUAAUCAUAUUGGUGCUAUUUCUUGGAAGAGAAGUUAUUGCCACUUAAUACAAAGUCCUUGGAAGCAAGUGGCUGUUCUUGUAGUUUUCUGCAUAGAUAAGUAAGCACCACUGAAGCACCUCUGUGGCUUGAUAUUUUGCUGUGGGUGAAAUUUUGAUUUGAGGUAUUAGAAAAUAUUUUUGUGCCGAACAAUACAUUCCACAAAGCCAUUUUCUUUUUGUGCAAACCUGACAUGUUCAAAUAUAUUCACAAUGGUAAUAAGGUAGGAGGAAUCUGAGACGAUUGCAUUGUCUAAACAGUGGAAUUGCAAAAUGUUUACUUUCCAUAGAUCUGGUCUGAUGGAAUGUUCCUACUGUGCAACUGCAUAACAAUAUGUGGUUAAAACUUCCUAGGUUUCAUUACGGGGGGGCAUUGGCCAUUUUCUUAAAAUCAUAGGUUAGGAGACUAAAAUAUAAAUUAAGUUGUGAUUUGAAUGUAGAUUGGUAUCACCUCCAACUCCUAGUGCUUAGUGGUCAAAUAUGUUGAAAACCUUUCCAAUACUAUGAAUGAAUGCAAAUCUUAAUGCACGAUGUUCCUGCCUGAAAUGUCUUUCUUUUUCUUGCAUGUCACAUCUAAUACUGUAACACUUUAAAUAGCUUUCAUGUCAGUUUUAAUGUUAAUGGGAUUUAAUUUAUUACUAAAGUACAUUUUUGUUGGUUAAGGGCACUGCACUUUUCUGUUUUUUAAUGUGGGAUUUUGCGUAAAUAUUCUGUACCUAAGACUUUGUGAAAGUGUGUCUGUGCCAUAAUCAACAAAUGAUAUACAUCACAUGCAAGUCAAUUUUAUUUCAAUCUAUCAUAAGCAGUAGGCGUGCACGUUAAGAAAAUUCUCUGGAUAUUUUCAUAAAAUUACAUGCUCCCUUACCUGACAAAACUUGUUACAGCUUUCCAAACCAAAAUUUCCACAUUUUGUUUCUAAUUUUUAAUUUCAAUUUAAUAAUUAUUUAAUAUUCUAUUUGAAUUUAUAAUAUAGUAAAGUGUUGAUAUCCAGGAAUUCCCUGAGGUGUCAACUGAGAUUUAUAUACUGACAGAUAACCCAGACUCACCCGCUCUCUACAGUGACUUCUGACACGAUCUUCCAAACAGAAGGGAUUUAAAUUUUUUCUUAAGGGCUUUAUGUUGUUAUUAUUAUUAUCUCACUUAAUUCUUAAUUCUUAUCAGGUGGAUAUUAUUUUCCUUUUUCUAAACCACUGUACUUCAGUGUAGCUUAUUAUUAGAAGUCAACAUUACAAUGAUCAAAUCUUUGAAAGCCAAAGGCAUACGUAUCAAAAAGUCACAAAAAUAUCCUUAAAUAAGCUUUCUUUAGCCAUUAUAUACCAAAACAUUAAUUAUAAUAUUUUAAAAUUUGUAUAUAAGAGAAAUAAACAGGGUACUGACUCAGUGGUGACAAUUUUUAUGAAGUAGCCUGCUAGGUGCUUAAUAGAUAUAUAUACACACAGAUAUAUACAUAUACACAUAUAUGUGUAUAUAUACAUACAUACACAUAUACAUUUAUAUGUGUAUAUAUAUACCUACAUACAUAUAACCUUGUGAUAUGGCAUCAUUGAUAUUUUCUAGACAAUUAUUUCCCCAGUGUUUAAAGAGAAAUACUAAUAGGCGAGCAUUUAAAAUGAACUAUUGUCAGGCAUAUUAUUUAAUUACAUCAAAGGAGUUUAACUGUUUGACACUUUACUCUUGUUUAUAACUUGGGUAUUUAACUACUAGUAAAAAUCACAAAAUUUUAAUGUCUUUAAAAUAAAUGACCCUGAGGGAUUCCUGACCAAGUAUGUCUGACUAUAUAUUUUACCUAAGUUGUAAAUAAAUGGAAAUUUUCCAAAGACAGUUAUAUCAAGUAGUUUAAAAAGUCAUGAGGCAGGGUGCUGUGGCUCACGCCUGUAAUCCCAGCACUUCGGGAGGUUUAGGUGGGUAGAUCACCGGAGGUCAGGAGUUCGAGACCAGCCUGACCAGUGUAUGAAACCCCAUCUCUACUAAAAAUACAAAAAUUAGCCGGGUGUGGUGGCACGCACCUGUAAUCCCAGCUACUCGGGAGGCUGAGGCAGGAGAAUUGCUUGAACCCAGGAGAUGGAGGUUGCAGUGACUGAGAUCACACCACUGCACUCUACUAGCCUGGGUGACAGAGCAAGACUCCCAUCUCAAUCUCAAAAAAAAAUAGUCAUGAAUUAUGCAAUUAUUCUAAUUGUAUCUGCACUUACGAAGUCAGAGGUCUCCUUUUUCAGUCCCUCUGAUAGUCCCACCUAAGUGCUGUCCUGCUCCUGUGAACACUUUCCUGUGCAACCAAACAGGAGGUGCCAGGUUCCCAGAACUCUCUAACAUUACAGAUCUCUGUCCAUCUUUACUAAAAAAAGGAAAUGUGAGGGAAAGAAGGGGAAGAACUCUAGCAUAAAUAAUGUAUUAAUAUAAAUAUCUAUAUUGAUUUUCACCCCCCAUUCCCCUUUGCUAAUAGAAAAGAGUCUAGCUAUGAUGUGUCCCAAAUUUAAGAGUGUGAUGUGAAGGACUGAAUUUUUGUUUGUUCGUUUGGUGAGCUUUUCACUCGUAGGUGACAUCUUUUGUAUAUGCUGUAAAGUCUCAGUUAAUGGAAUCCUACAGUGCAUUUCUGGCUAGCUCGGUUGGUAGAGCGUGAGUCUCUUAAUGGAAUCCUUAAUUAGCUAGAAUUUUCCUGCAAAUGGCUUUGGAUGAGGGAAAUUCUAUAAAAUGACAAUUUGGAUAUACUUUUUGUUAAAUGAGAGCAAUUUUCUCUGUAUGCUUUGUCUAUGCAUGGCUGUGCAGGGCCCAAAUGACUUCACUGACACCUGUUUCCAGGAGGGGGUCUUCAGAGCCUCCUUAGGCUCUUGUCAGUAUCAUAAAUAAUUCCUCUUCUUAUAGCGGAUGGGGUUACCAAAAAAAAUAAAAAGUAGGGAAGAGCUUCUCCAUGGGAUCAGAUCACAGCUUUGGGGAGUGGGAUGGGGCCUCUAUGCUUUGAUCUAUGCAUGAGCUGGGGUGAGAAGUUCCCACCUGCACCUGACUGCAAUGACUGUAAUGGCUGGAAUUGUCACCUCUUCUCCCUGAUAGGCUCUUCCUCACCUGGAGGAUCGGGGCUGGUGGGAGGGCAGGGAAGGGGAGGCCAUCAGCCAGAAUGUAUUUUCUUUCAGUUCCAUUUCCUGAGGAAGAACUUGCUUUUAAAGGAGGAAAGGGACAGAAUCAGACCUAAAUAAAAUUCCUGAGUAUGCAAUAUUUCUCUUUAGUGUCUCUUCACCUCCCUUUCUGAGUUUCUUUCCUACAUCCUGGCUCUUCAUUUUCCCAAUGCCCAAUAUAAUCAUGGUUGCUGAAAUUCUCACUGCCUUCUACUUUCCUUUCCCCAUCAAUUAACCCACUACAAAAUGACCCCUUUCAUUUCUCGCUUAAGCAUACAUGGUGGGUCAUUUAACUAAGUGUUAGGAAGAAAACAAUUUAAAGACACUAAUUUUACAGUUUGCGUUCUGUAAAAGGAUACUUGCUGGAUAAUCUAAGUGAAUUGAUGGAUUAGGUCAUUUGGGAUUGUGAUAUAUAUUGUUCUUGCUGACAAGAAAUGACCCAUGAAUGUCUAGAUCUAUCCUGUCCAAUAUUGUAGCUACAUGUGGCUAUCUAAAUUUAAAUGUAAUUUAAUUAAGCCAGGCAUAAUGGCACAAGCCUGUAAUUCCGGUGACUCAGGAGGCUUAGGAGGGAAGAUGGCUUCAGGCCAGGAGUUUGAGACCAGCCUCGGCAACAUAGUGAGACCCUGUCUCUGAAAAAAAAUUUUUUUAACUAGCUAGGCAUGGUGGCAUGCGCCUGUAGUCCCAGCUAUUCUGAAGGCUGAGGUGGGAGGAUUGCUUGAGACCAGGAGUUCAAGGCUGCAGUGAGCCAUGAUCAUGCUACUGCCCUCCAGCCUGGGCAGCAGAGCAAGACCCCUACUCUUUAAAAAAAUUAAUUUAAUUAGAAACUCCAUUUCUCAGUUGCACUAACUACAUUUCAAGUGUUCAGUAACCAUAGUGGACAGUGCAGAUGUAGAAAAUUUCCAUCACUGCAAAAAUUCUAUUGGACAGCACUGGUGCAGAUCAUUGCUACUCAAAAUGUGAUCCAUGGGCCAGCAGCAUCAAUAUUACCUGGGAGCUUACAGAAAUGCAGAAUUUCAGGCCCACUGCAGAUCUACCGAAUCAAAAUCUUCCUUUAGCAAAAUUUCUCAAACGAUUAGCACUGGCCUACAUCCAUUUUAUCCUUCCUUAGCUAUUAGGGAUGUGAGGUCCGAGGGCUUCAAAAGGUCCCCGGAAUAGCUUGUUCCUUCAUCCACUGUGUCCUAUUCAUUCUUCAGCUAACUCCAGCAAUGAGCUGAAACUCAUUCAUCACCCUUGCUGAGUUUUCUUCUCAAUCCUUAUUCCUAAUUCUGGUUCUAGAUGAGCCCUACCUACCCAGUGGUUGUAUUUUUGUAGCCAGUGUGGGACACAGGAGAUUGGCAGACCAACACAGCUAGCCUCUCUCUAGCCCUCCCUCCACCUCUAAGUCACUAACAAUCCAUGUUUGUUCAGUUUGUUGACAUGUGGCAUGUUCAUUUGUUCACAACUUAAUCACGGGGGACAUUUCAGAAAAAUGUGUACUAAGUUAAAACCAUGUUUAGUCUCCUACAACUUGUACAUUUUCAUUUUCUCUUAUCAGUAGAUUGUCCUUGUUGACAUAGCUCAUGCAUGAGGACACAUAGCAGUACACACACAUUGAAUGAAUUGUUAGUCAUGCAAAAAAAGAAAAGGAAUGAACCAAGAUGAUUGCAAGUUAAUCUCAUUUAAGCCCUCUAAAAAGGCAUGCUUUGCUAGAUUUAGAUCUGUUUUCCUUACACUCACUUAUCUUGAUGUUCACAUGGUUAAUAAUUCCUUAAAAUAGUGCCUGAAGAAUAAUAUUUCAUAUUCUUGACCCCCAAAUAACAGUUUACUUAAUUUUAUAAGAUUUUUCCCAAUGAGACUUAUUUUCAGGAAUCCUUCUCUUAAUAACUUUUACAUAUUGAUAUAAUGUACCAAAACACAAUUGCCUAGAGAUGCUUUAGCUAAUUUUUAUUAAUAAAGAGGACAAUAUUUUUGUCUUCAUGGAACUUAUUUUUAACAGGAAUCAAGGAAGAAAAUAUUCAUGCAGAGCUAUGACUUAGAAAGUUAUAGGGGCUGCCACUAUACAGCACUUCUAAAGUAAAACAUCUUCUAUCUCCAACUGGGCUGUCAACAUAGUGGACUUUCAUGUUCUAUGGAUAUGAAUUCUUUAAGGAUGUAGCCCUUAAUUAAGCUGUAAAAACAAUGCAUCUCUCAACCUUGACAUUUAGGAUCUCUCCUGUCUGCCCCCUCUACGCCCCACUCCAAUUAACUCAUCCUACAUCUCUCAGAUGUAAGUUGGAUAAGAGUGGGUUUGAAGUUUGGUAAUACAAGUGGCAGUUUUAAAACACCAAAUUCUUUAGAUCAGCUGAAAAGAAGAGUGAGAAUUGAAAAUUCCUCCACUAGUAAUUGUUAGCCAAUAGAAUAGCCUCCCAGAGCAGUCCCCACAGCACUUGGUUGCCAUGGGUUUCUCUCCUCUCACUGCCUGCCCCAGUGCCAUGAUGUCUGGGGCUUGUCUCUUCUAUGGCAUCCCCUGAUUGACUUUUGUAUAGCAACCUCUGUGUCAAGUCAGUAAUAUGAUGCCAUUGUAAUAGGAGGCCUUCCUAAAGAAGUAACUGCAACUUUUAAAACGUGAUGAUUAUUGGUUUUUAUAAUACACAAAGCAUUAAUUUUUUCUUAUCUUAUUUUCUCUUUAUUAUUUCUUUCCAACUUUUGUUUGGAGACAUUUAUGUUAGAAGAAAAACUAUAAAGUUUUAUCAUUGUAGAGAACAGAGAGAUCAAAGACAGCUGGACUGUACCUGUUUGUGUAAUUAUUUCUGAUAUUUUUAGGAAAAGAAGUUUAACAGAGUAACUCAGACUGAGACUGUUAAACUCUGUUCAUGAUAAACUCCAUAUUACAUAAUAUAGGUGAACAGAUUAAUUCCCUCCAUGUAACUAAGAUACUCUAUUUACAUUAUUUAUAUACUCUCUUAGUUUUUUAUGCACUUCCAAGUUUUAGUUGGAAAAAUGAAAACCAAGCUACUACUUAAAAGUUAUUAAAAACUUCACAUAAAAUAUUUCAUUUUAGCUACAAGUUAUUCAUUGCAUAGGAUUUUAUAAAUAGUCUGGGUAUUUCAUAGGAACUGCAUUUCAAAAGUGAAUUAACCAAACCUAAAAAAAGGGUUACUUUUAAAAUGCAUUAAAAUAAAGAAGUUUCAUAUUCAGUUGAUAAGGCCAUUAAGGUAGGAUAAUGCAGUUACAUAUACAAACUAAAAAAGGAAAAAGAAUAUAUUUUGUGGUCCUUAAUGUUUGAUUGCACUAUUGUUUCCCACAGCUUAGCCGUAUCUAUUUCUGUAUACCAAGUAUUAAGCUGAUAUGUAGCUAAAUAUUUCUUACAGUUCUGGUAACUGGUAACUAGUGCUGUGAAAGGUUUUGGUAUUGUAACAUUCCCAGUUUUGUGAGUUAUAUAUUGUAUAUUGAAGAUGACUAGUAAAUUCAAGUAAUAUAUUUAUCUACAGCUGGGAAAAUAUAAUUAUUUUCAAAUCUUCAAGUAAGUUGUAUCGAAUGUUUUUCUUCCUCUUAAGUGAGAUAAAUCUCACUUUUAUGUUAAAAUGUCUAUUUAUACAACAGGUUUCUCCUUUUGCUGUUAUUUUCAUAUUAAAAUUUUUCUUAUCUUUUUAUAUCAAAAUAAUUAUGCUGGCUAUUCAAACUGCCAAGAUGUAUUUUAGUUUGCAGGAUUUUUGGCAGACAAAAUAUUUAAUAACAAAUAUAAAAGCUUUGUAUAUUUUGUGGCAUUAGGGGCAAGAAUUUUACCUUUGGAUUUCUCUAUGUGAGGCAGUGCUGGUGUCAGCAAAGUCAGUAACAGACAGUAUUACUUGUAAUCAUCAAAAGAAGGUUUCCACAAGUUGUAUAAAUCAGUGCAUUUAUUUAUUAUGUUGUGAAACUUAAGCUUUAUAUGAAAUACAUAUUCUAGCUCUUUUCCUUUUUACUGCUGUUGUUUAGAGUGUGUAGUUCUGUUGAUGAUUUACUUAUGUACUUGAAGUACUCAUUUCUGUCAAACAGAUGCCCAACUAUUUUCCUUUUAAAAAACUGUAUUCUUUACUGCAAUAGAUAGCGGAAUAGUAAUAGACACUUUGUUAAAAAAAUAAGUUUCAUGUUUAAAAUAAAUAUUUUUUUAAAAUAUAAAGCCAAAAUGAAUUCACCAAUAUUAAGGAUUUAAUGUAGCCAAGGGAUUCAGUGUGUUAUAUUUUGCCAAUAUGUAUUUUAUCUUCAUGUCACAACUUAUUUUCUGUAGCCAAUUCUCAGUUUUAGUUGAAGAGAGAUCUCAGUGAUUGUACUGCCAAUAUGACAUUCAAAUGAACAUUAGGAAUCUUGAACCAUGGCUGAGCGCUGUUGCUCAGGCCUGUAAUCCCAGCACUUUGGAAAGCCGAGGGAGGUAGAUCACCUGAGGUCAGGAGUUUGAGACCAGCCUGGCCAACUUAAUACAAAAAUUAGCCAGGUGUGGUGGUGGGUGCCUGUAAUCCCAGCUACUCAGGAGGCUGAGGCAGGAGAAUUGCUUGAACCCAGGAGGUGGAGGUUGCAGUGAGCCAAGAUCUCGCCACUGCACUCCAGCCUGGGCGACAGAGCGAGACUCUGUCUCAGGGGGAAAAAAAAGAAUUUUGAACCCCCCAAAAUAUCACAUAUCUAGCAGUUCUAGGUUCCAGGGUGGAUAUUUUUAACAUAUGUUUGCAUUUGGUUCUGGGAUAGUAACCGUUAUGGAUAAUUGUUUGUUUCUGUCAAGUCGGUGAGAUUUUAAUUGUUUGAAUUAUUUCUAUUUAAAAUUACUCUCAAUUUAACUGUUUAAAAAACUAAAAAUUUAAAACAUAAUGGCACAACAUACGACACAGAAUAAAACACAUGUUUUCAAGGAAGAAGAAAAAACUGUUUUGACUUAAUGUGAAGCAGGGGUUUACCAAAGAAAAUUGCUUUAAUAAGCCCUAACUUUAACUGUUUUCUUCUAUGUUACAGUGUUAGCGGUUGAUGUAUUGUGUACUGUUUAAGAACUCAUAGGAGACUAAUAAUUAAUUUACUAUAAUUUUAAAGGCAAAGAGUUUUAUAUUAAUUUUACUGUUGCACAAGCAGUUAUUGGAAGUGGGGGAAAAAAAGAAAACUGGUGAGAGAAAUUACAUGGAAAUUAUAGGAAAAAGGAACUUGAAUUGGUAAUUUGGCAAAGAUUUGGGAACAAAUAGUUUGAACAUAGAUUUCUUUCACCUUAUAUGAUAGAAACACAAGGCACACGUGAGCUGUAUAGUGUGCUGAGCACACCCCCAGAAAACAAAAAAUAUCACAUUGAUGAAGUCCGAGACUGUAUCUAGAUCUUAGCAUAACUAGUGAAUUCAGGGAGCACAUCCUGCUGCUGAAAUUGAGAAGUCAGUAAGAAGGUAGUUCAGAUGACCUAAUCAUUCAAGACAUUUGAUGGAGUCCACACAAGGGUUUAUGAUGUGGGGCAAAUAUCUGUGCUUUCUCAUCUCAGUGAUUGAUGUCUGGAGAACUAGUCAGACACACUUAGCUGGUUCCUAUAGAAAAACACCAGUAAAUGUGGAUCAGACCAUACCCUGCAGACCAAGGAGAUUUUCUUAAACUUGCUAAGCCUUUCUUAAACUUGCCAAGUAUUAGCAAUGAUAAUUGCUAAAUGGAUUUUUUCCUUUCACUGAAACAACAAAACAAUUAUUGAAAUUCACAAUACCUAGAGAUGGGAACAUGGUUUAGGUUUAUCCAGUUCUGUAACUGACUUUGGCAUUGGCUCAUUGUGUCCUUUCUACAAGUUAUGUUUUGGUGACUUGGUGUCCCCAGUUAGAAAUGGCACACAAUAUUAUCAGUUGUUAGUACUUGGUAACGUUUCUUUUACUAAAGGAAUUAUAUAAGUAUGAAUCAUACCUAAUUUUACAAUUUCUUUCCCACGGUCAUUUUGGAUAUAAAGAUAGACUUCCCAGACAGUGAGGUUAGAAAUUAGAAGUUCAAAUUGAUAUCCCUGAUGUUUAAUUUAAAAAUGAAAGUAAAGUUAAAAUUAGUAGCAUUUGUACCAGAGUAGAUUAUGGGUAUUUUCAUCUGUUAUAUUACAUGUUCAUAUUAUUCAUUUUAGGAUAGGCCAAAACUCACUUCUAAAAUCUUCAAAAAUUUUGAAUAGUUUCAUUUUUUCAAUACUUAAGCCAAAUGACAAUUUUAUAGAUGUGAAUAUAUGUUUUUUAAAGUUAAGUCCUUCAUAUCUUUUCUUAGUUUAACUCCCCAAAGAGGAAAAUGUCUCUUUAAACCAGUAGUUAAAAAGAUGGAGUAUGUGAUGUUCCUUUCUCUGUACUGAGUUCUGAAUGUUUAAUCCAGAGCAUGGAUCACUGACUGCGUUCUCUGACUGUGGAAUGGUAUUCUUUCAUGCAAAGUACUUUCAAAACUUCCCAUAAAGAAACUAAACUAGAGAUUGUCUUUAUUAAUUAAUGGAACUCUGGGUAUGAUUAAGGGAAUUAAAUUAGAAAGUAGAAUAACCUAGUUAAAAUCAUUAUAUUAGUUAUACAUGAGAGUCAGUGAACGAUGACUUGAUUUUUACAUGACAUUUGAAUUCUGUCACUAUCUGAUUCUUGACCUAAAGGUUUCUUUGCUAAAUCUGAUAUUUAUUAUAGUAUAAUAUGAUAAUUUGGAGCUCCUGUUGCAUCUCACUGCCCCAAAAAUGUUGGAAUGCCAUAUGAUACAGGGAAAAGAUUGGAGUUCAUCACCGUGGAAUUUUGAUCUGUCUUAAUGACACAACUUAAUUUUCAUGAUGAUAGAUCUCUGAAUGAUUAAUCCAGAAUGAUUUGGUACAGUGACUGGAAGAAAUUGUUUUUCUGGGAAUUUGCUUCCCAUAAUGACCUGAUAUACAGGUGACCUUAGUAUAAUUGAAAUUAAUUAUAAUUUUAAUUAGAACAUGCUCUGUUUACAGAUUAUAAUUGCGCAGCAUUUUAAAAAAAUAUACAUAAUUAUGAGGAUGAGAGAAUUGCAAACUUGAACAGUUCUUUUGUUUUCUCUCCUUUUACUUGAAAAGCUUUCAGAAAGCUUUUGAAAGAUGACACAGUUUUCAUAGCAACAGUAUGCAAAUUAGGUUUUUCUGCCAAGAAACUCAUAAACUAAAGUAUGGAAUAACACAAAUGCUUAAUCUUAAUCUUGGCUUUGGAUUUUGUAAGCAAAAGCAUUUUCUGCAUCAAUUUUUUUCAGUAUGCAGUUGCAUAUUUCAUUUUUUGAUUAUGUCAAAAGUUGAAUUCUCAUUUUAUGCUGUGUUUCUCAUUAGUUGCAGUAAAGUGUUGAUUUCAUUGCUGCCUUUCAGGCCUUCAUCAUACAAACCCUCACCAUUUUUCACUCCUGUGCUUUUGCCAUAGGUUUUUUUUUGUUUUUGGUUUUUUUCCAGCAACUAGUUUUUCUACUUUCACUCUUUCCCACCAGAGUGGUCUCUCUAAAACAAAUUUGCUAAAGUUCUUAAGUAGGCUCUUUUUUCUCUAAAUUACAGAAUAGCAAACUAACUCCUAAGCAAGAUGAGUCAGUGUCUAUGACCUUGCCUCUUUCUUCCUUUUUAGUAUCCUCACCAACCUUCCCUCUGUUGACUUUUGUAAUCCAGGAAUUUGGAACUACUUAUGACUUAGUGCCUUGGCAUAAUCACAUGCCAUAGAUGAACAUGUUCAAGACUCAGUUCAAAUUUAACUUUCUGUGAAGCCCUACCUGACUUCCCUAGGCAGGUAUUUUCUCCAUGCCUAUAGUAUAUUGAAACUUUUUCUGUUAAAAUAACAUAACAUUUCAAUUACACACACACAACCUGUCUCUUCCACUGAACUUCUCUCUCCCCCUUUGUAUUCUCAGUGUCUAGCUACACAUAAUAGGACUUUGAUAAAUAUUUUUGAAUGAAGGUAAUAGAAAACCCGAACUUCUCUAUAUUUGUGUACUUUCACAAACAAAGGCUUAGAAUUCCACAUGAAAGUCCACAUGAGGUAAGUGUGCAUUCAUGAGCAUGUGUGCACUCUGGGCAAACCAACAGAAGAUAAACAGCAAGGAAGAGCAGUUGUUUUGUGAAAAAUAAUCAUCUGUUAGCUGUAAAUCAGAAAUAUUGGCCAAAUCAGAAUUCUUGUUUCUAAAAUGAGGCUUCUAAAAUUUUCACAUAACUGCCAAACUCUUAUUUGUAAUUCUUAAAUAUGCCCUAAAGAUCAUCUUUCUCUUUUAUAGACAUUUAGUGUAUACAGUCCACAUAAAUACAUAUACUGAUUACCUACAGACAAUAAUGAGACUUCAGAAAGAAUCAAAAGCAAUAGUGAUGGUGGAAUUUUUAAAUAAUAUUCAGCUGGGGGGAAAUAGACUGAGUUUGUGUGAUUUCAGGUUAUUUAGAGUUAUUAAUGUAAACAUAAGAAGGCUUGUGACUCUUAUCACCCUCUAUAGAAUAUAAAGACUAAAAAUAAAAACUAUUACCUCUGGGCCUGUUUUUCUUUGGGAUUAGAUAAAGCCUUUCUACCAUAUCACCAAAUACUCAUAAAGGCUAACACAGAAAGCUUUUCCAAGUUAAUAAUUUCUAAAAUUAAAUAUCAGGGCCAGGUGUGGUGGCUGACACCUGUAAUCCCAGCACUUUGGGAGGCCGAAGUGGGUGGAUUACCUGAGGUCAGGAGCUCGAGACAAGUCAACAUGGUGAAACCUCAUCUCUGCUAAAAAUACAAAAACUAGCCAGGCAUGGUGAUGCACACCUGUAAUCCCAGCUACUCGGGAGGCUGAGGCAGGAGAAUUGCUUGAACCCAGGAGGCGGAGGUUGCAGUGAGCUGAGAUUGCACCACUGCACUCCAGCCUGGGCGACAGAGUGAGACUCUGUCUCAAAAAAAAGAAAAAAAAUCAAAAUAAUUGUAAUUAACUGAAAUGCCCUGUUCCUUCAUUCACUUGAUAGACUUUUCUACCUGCUCUAUACUUGGCACUCAAUUAGAUUCUGGGGAUACAGAUAAAAUAAGACAAAGCUCCCAUCUGGUAGAGUCCAAGUUUGUUUUCACAGUUAUUUUUCCACAGUCUGUUUAAGGUAUUAGGAGGACUUUUAUAAACCGAGUGUUUUUCAGGUUACUUCAGAGAGGAGUCUCCUUCCACCCAAAAAAACUAACCAAAUUAUUUUAUCAUAAAGAGGUAAUCCCAUUUUUAUGUCCACAAUUUUUACAUUUUUGUAUCAGCCACCAAUAAUUUUGACUGUUUUGUCAAGUACAUAUUUCAUCAAUCCUAUUUCCACAGCCGUACAUGUGAUCCCAGUGACUGAUAGAUCUGUAGAAUGUGAACUCACAUUUAAAGUUUAUUUUGGGAAGGCAUAUAUGCCUUUUGAUGACACACACACCAAAAUAUAUAAGAGCUGUGCAUGGUAAACCCACAGUAGAAGGGAAAAAGUAAUGCUUUCUGGUAUACUUCAGAGGCUCCAUUUGAAGAUGUGCGUUGAUGUUUCCUUGAUUAUUUUGAAUGAGGAGUAGGCGGUAAUAUUUAACAGGUAGCAUACGUAUCUAAGCAUAUAGUAAAUAUUACUAGUACUUGUGUGCCAUGAGGCACUAAUACAUAGGUGAAACAAAAAUAUUUUUAGUUCUAAAAAAUUCUCUAGAUAUUUAUGGAUGGUUAGGCAAUAGGGUUCCUUCAUGAGAAGGAAAAAACUGUAUCUUUAUUGUCAGUAAGUGUGGAAAAAAACCCGACUUGUAUGUGUAUUCACAGUUUGAUAGGCAUAUUUUGAAGUCAUUGUUUUCCAUCAGUAUUAAGUAUCAUCCAUUUCUAUGUUCUCUAGCAAAAGAAAAUUCUUAGUGUGAUACAGCUUUACUCUUUGUUUGACUUUGUACAAGGUCCACAAAAGGAGGAGGCUCAAAAGAUUGGACACUUUACCCUGACAUUCAGCACAUUCAUUUUAUCUUUCGAUAAAGAUAACCAGAAAUCAUUUGCCUCUUGUUUAUUAUCAUGUUGAAAACACAACAGUAUAGUUCCUUUUGUCCCUUACAUUGGAAAAGGUAUUUUAAAUUUAGCCUUGCCGUAUUAUUUAUAGUUAGGAAUUUACUACAUUUUGGUAGUCUGUUUUGAAACUAAGCACUUGUGUCUGAAAGAUGCAGAUAAUAUCUAUCUAUUUAUUACACAGUGGGCUCUGUUUGCUGCAGAAAAGAGUGAAACUUUUAACUGCUUAGCACACUUGCCAGUGAAAUAUACCUGACAGAGCAGAGGUUAUAACUUUGGCUCUAAUUACUUUUAGUAAUGGUAAGACAACGUGAGUUUUGUUUGUUUACAUGCUGUUUACAAUGGCAUAAUUUUAAAAAUAUAUACAAUUGAGAUAUUUAUUGCCUACUAUUUUAAAGAUGUUUUAUGUGUUUUCACCUUUGGAAUAUAUUGUUACAUUUCCUUGUACAGAUAAUUUUGGUGGCUUUGUUAAUGUAGCUAGUAAUUUUUAUGACUACUAAGUGACCAGUUUUCGGUGCCUUUUAUUGUGGGAUGCAUGAUUAUGUAUUUAUUGUACGGAAGUCACUGACGUGUGUAUUUUUGUACUUUGCUGAAAGUAAUGGUUGAUCCUGAUGUACAUGAUGAUGAAAGACAUCUUUCCCAAAGGGCACUGCCUUGAGAUCAUCCUUCUCAAAUAAAAAGAAUGCAUUUGAAGAAA
This is a messenger RNA of Homo sapiens (human), 17497 nucleotides long. RefSeq names its product diacylglycerol kinase eta (gene DGKH). Gene Ontology annotation, cellular component: plasma membrane; cytoplasm. Bases 127 to 3789 code for a protein of 1220 amino acids. The transcript has 30 exons. Gene Ontology annotation, molecular function: kinase activity; ATP-dependent diacylglycerol kinase activity. Gene Ontology annotation, biological process: platelet activation; diacylglycerol metabolic process; glycerolipid metabolic process. The record is from RefSeq and is marked reviewed. Lineage: Eukaryota; Metazoa; Chordata; Mammalia; Primates; Hominidae.